GAGCUGUGGGCCAAUGGAUGGAGGCGCAGAUGCAGAGACGGCUUUUUAGGAACAGGCGCACAUAGAGCUGAGCGCUCAGACUCCUGCUCUAAUCUGCAACCAGCAGCAAAAUGGAGAACAAAGUGACAGAUUUCUCUGGGAAAUGGAAAAUGAAAUCUUCAGAAAACUUUGAGGAGCUUUUAAAAGCUCUAGGUGUUAACGUGUUCCUAAGGAAGAUCGCAGUUGCCGCAGCCUCCAGCCCAGCUGUGGAAAUCACCCAGCAAGGAGAAACGCUCUCUAUCAAGACGUCCACCAGCGUCCGCACCACCCACGUGUCUUUCACCGUGGGUCAGUCCUUCAACGAGGCCACAGUCGAUGGACGGCCCUGCACGAGUUUUCCAAAGUGGGAGACAGACCGAAAGAUUAGCUGUGAACAGACUUUACCAAAAGGAGACGGACCAAAGACUGCAUGGACCAGAGAACUGACCAAUGAUGGAGAGCUCAUACUGACGAUGACGGCCGGGGACGUUGUCUGCACAAGAGUUUAUGAGAGAGAAUGAGGAGACCUUUACUCAAUACUGUCAUAUAAUACUUCUUUUUUGUGCUUCAUGCAUGGUUUUCAUUUACUCAGCUUCGUUUAUUCAUUCGGUCAAAGCUUUCUCAAACAGCCAAACAAUAAAAUGAGUAAAAAAAAGGCAAUUUUUUUUAAACAUGAAAAUUUCUUCUUGUUGUAUGAUAUAAUCAUGUCACACAUUCCAUUUUUGUUCUUUAUCCUUGUACCUUUUCCUGUUAUAAAUGUUAAUA
Messenger RNA from Cyprinodon variegatus (sheepshead minnow), 783 nucleotides. It is a transcript of the gene crabp2b, whose product is annotated as cellular retinoic acid binding protein 2. Lineage: Eukaryota; Metazoa; Chordata; Actinopteri; Cyprinodontiformes; Cyprinodontidae. Gene Ontology annotation, biological process: fatty acid transport. Gene Ontology annotation, cellular component: cytosol; nucleus. Gene Ontology annotation, molecular function: fatty acid binding. The transcript is spliced from 4 exons. The record is from RefSeq and is a predicted model, not a curated record. Bases 111 to 539 code for a protein of 142 amino acids.